Lactuca saligna is the source of this 1551-nucleotide messenger RNA. The record is from the annotation of a GenBank genome assembly. Lineage: Eukaryota; Viridiplantae; Streptophyta; Magnoliopsida; Asterales; Asteraceae.
CAAAAAGUUGUGUUUGAUCCUGACAUGUCCCCGCUCGAGUUGUCAGUAGACUAGAAGAUGUUUGCAACUUCGUCAUUUGAAUUUGAAGGCUUAAUGAAAGUCCAACCAAUGGCUGGUAUUGAUGAAAAGUUAUUACAUAUUUUGGCCUGGACUAAGCUAGACUUCCUUAAUGAAAGGCGUGUGCGAACUGAUGUUUGGUUUUCUGGACCAAAGGAAUCUAAAAUCCAGGUGUAUUAUGAAUUUGGAAUAUUCAACACAAUUUAUGGAGGCGAAGAGAUGCCGAAUUGGAUUACAAAUAGAACCAUGGGGCCAUCAAUAUCAUUUAGAAUCCCAUCAUCUCCUAACACGUUUAGAGGAUUGAAUUUCUGUUGUGUGCUGACAUCUCAAUUUUUUCUGGAGGAGGGGCUUGGAUUUGUAGAUAAUGUACCUCUUAAUUUGCAAGUGAUCAUAAUUAGUAAUAUUACAAAGAAACUCACUUGGAUAUACCACCAUUACAUUGACAUAGUCUAUCUAUGUGGAAUGUAUUUGAUGUUGUCAAGCCAUUGGAUGUUUGGGAUGAAUGAGAUGGAAUGUGGUCAUCAGGUUACUAUUACUGUUAUCCUAGGGCAGAAACUGUAUGAUAUUGGUAGUGCAGUUACAAAGGAGUGUGGAGUGAAUUUUGUGUAUGAUGAUGGAAAGGAAGAAGAAGAAGAAGAAUAUGUGUUGGGUUAUUACAAAUCAUGGAACCACAUCAUUGGUGGAGAUCUCACUGGAUUUCAGUCAACCACCGAAGAAUACAUCCUAAACAAAAUUCGAAUUGUGCUGCCUUAUGUUGAUAUGGAUAUACCAAAAUAUGACAGUUUGUGUGGAGAAGGCGCCUGUUUUAAAGGAUUGAUCACAGCCAAUUGCUUAUGUGGUGACAAUACUGAUGCUUUUAGGAAGUCAACUGAUGGUCAAUGGGUCCAUGCCUUCUGUGCUGAGGCCGAAACUCAAAAACAUGGAGUUGAAGAAUGGAAUUCUCUAAAGAAAGUCAGGGUUCCAGCCAAGAUUUUGCAGGAUGCAGCUCAUGGAAAGAAUUACAAAUCAGAUCAGGAUAGUGGGGCAAGGAGAUUGUGUGAUGCCAUAGUGCUUGGAGGUAAGAAGAUGGCAAAAGAUGUGUAUACCUCUGAUGUCAUGGAAGCAUCUGACUGCAUGCUUGAUCAGAUGAAAGUUGUUCUUGUUUCCUUUUUUAAGAAAAUUCCAAUCUUCUUGUUGCAUUGUUUACUUAUACAGGAAGAGAUAUAUGUGGCAAGGGCACCUGGAAGAUUGGAUGUGGUUGGAGGAAUUGUAGACUACUCCGGAAGCCUUGUUUUGCAGGGAACCAUAAACAAGCCUGGUAUUAACCGAGCACUAAGGGCAGAUCCGGAAGAUGUGAGUCUUAGACAUCCCUGUGCCUCGAUUUAUGUUGAGCCUGGAAACUAUCACAAGGCUGCUGAAUCAUAUGAGCAAAUCUGGCAACUUUGUCCUAAAAAUCUUGAACCAUUGAAGACGGCAACAAUGGUUUCGACUUUGUACAUGUUUUGUGUUCUAUAA